This is a messenger RNA of Nilaparvata lugens (brown planthopper), 3134 nucleotides long. RefSeq lists its product as uncharacterized. NCBI's taxonomy places the organism in Eukaryota, Metazoa, Arthropoda, Insecta, Hemiptera, Delphacidae. Gene Ontology annotation, molecular function: DNA-directed DNA polymerase activity; nucleotide binding; DNA binding. Gene Ontology annotation, biological process: DNA replication. The coding region runs from base 156 to 3134 and encodes 992 amino acids. The transcript has a single exon. The record is from RefSeq and is a predicted model, not a curated record.
AAGCUGCAUUAGAACAAGCUGCCACACGUGCAAAAACUUUAGCAGUCUACCGACCAGAGAGAAGCUGCAUUUCAUCAGACGAAGUCGGCAACCUGUGCGCGUGCGACAAGACAACGUCAAUCUUAUUUUUUAGCUAGCUAUUUUGGUGAGUCAUCAUGAGCAGUAUUAAUUAUUCAUUGGAAAAAACUAGUGCUUUAAAUUCACAGGUUAUAUGUAAUAAGCUUAAUUUUAAUGAUAGGUAUGUAGAUACUACCUUUUUGUUGAAUCAUUUAAAGAAUACCAUUUUUAAAAUAUUAAAACUAGGUUCAGUAAGGUUUUUCGGUAAUAUUCGUUGGUUUCUCGCUCUAAAAGUAGAAUUAAUAAAACUUAUAGUAAAUAACGAAGAUAAUGAUCAACAACUAAAAACAGAUGCUGUAUUUCAUAGCACAUCUCAAAAUAUUGUUAACAUCCAUGCUAAUGACGAAGAUUUAGAGUCGCAAUUUAUACGUGCAUGUGAUAAAAUUCAUAAUUCACUAGAUAAAUAUGUAUCUCACGGUUCAGGUUGGGUAGUUUCAAGAAUUAAAUCACUUGAUAUUAAUUUUUUACGAUUUCAACCGUUAUACGGCUCAAAUUCUAGCUAUAUAAAAACCCCAAAAGAGAUAAUAAAUAAAAGAGCAGUUAUUAAUAUUGAAAAUCCUAAUGAUGGUAAAUGUUUUUUAUGGAGUAUUUUAGCAUAUUUUAAUUAUGGAAAAUGUAGAAUGCAAGUUGAAUAUCUUAAAAAUUAUGAGAAUAAUUUAAAUAUUCGUGGAAUUAAAUUUCCAGUUGAAUUUCGCGAUAUAAAAAAGUUUGAAGCAUUAAACCAAAACAUUUCAGUCAGUGUUAUAGCAUAUUGUAUUAAGACUAAACAAUUUUUCCCCUAUAGAAUUUCAAUAUACAGAGAACGUGAGCAUCAAAUUAGCUUACUCUUGCUAAUAAAUAAGGAAAAUGUAAAACAGGGACAUUACUGUUUAAUUAAUACAACUAAAGGAAAAAACGGUUUAUCACGAUUGUUGGCCUCACUGGAUAAAUCCGAACAUGCACAUCUUAUAUGUCCAUUUUGUUUUCACCGAUUCACUAAGAGACCUAAUGGAAAAAAAAAUUUAGAGAUACAUAUUAGAAUUUGCUCAAAAUUCGGUGAACAGCAGACUAGUUUACCGGAAAAGAACAGCCCAGACUCAAUUAUUAAGUUUACAAAUUAUACAGCUACAUUAAAAUUUAAAUAUGUUAUAUAUGCUGAUUUCGAAAGUUUUAUUGUCCCUGUUAAUAAUGUUGAACAUACUGAGAGCGAUGAUGAUGAUGACUGUGAUGAUUUAGAGAAUAGGUCUUACACACAUAAAACCAGCAAACAUAUUGCUUGCAGCUAUAGUUAUAUAGUAUUGAAUCAAGAAGGAGAAAUUCAUCUAGGCCCUGUAUUGCGCAGAGCAAGCUAUGUAGGUGAGCCGAUAAUUGAAAAAUUUAUUGAAGAAAUUGUUGAAAUAGGGAAUGAGCUGUAUAAUGAUUUUAAAAUAGAAAUACCAAUGCAAGAAAUAGAUUCAGCAAAACGCGAACAAUUAAAUUCAGCACCUAAUUGUGUUAUUUGCAAUAGAAUUUUUGAAGAAAACGAUAUAAAGUGCUUACAUCAUUGUCACUUUUCUGGGACAGUCUUAGGAUUUGCACAUCAAAAUUGUAAUUUACAAGCUAAAAUUCCGACUUACACGCCUUGCAUAUUUCAUAAUUUAAAAAGUUAUGAUGCACAUUAUAUAAUCUUAGGCUUAUCAAAAAAUAACUCGAAGAUUCGCUGUAUAGCUCAAAACUCUGAAAAAUUUUUAACUUUUUCAAUUGGACGUGUUAAGUUUAUUGACAGUUUUCAAUUUCUACCUACUUCGUUAGAAACAUUAGUUAAAAAUCUACAGUCAAAUGAUGAUAGCACAGAUUACACUAUAAAUUUCAAACGAAUGUGUUCUGUUUUUAAGGAUCCGGAAAAACAAAAGUGUUUACUCAGAAAAGGAGUUUUCCCCUAUGAAUAUCUUUCAUGUGCUGAAAAGUUUGAAGAAAAUGAACUGCCAUCGAAAGAUAAAUUCUAUAACAGUUUGAAUGAAACAAACAUUUCAGAUGCUGAUUAUGCUCAUGCGCAAAAAGUCUGGAAUAUAUUUCAAAUGCAAAAUUUAGGCGAUUAUCAUGACACUUAUCUAUUGUCAGACAUUCUGCUGCUGGCAGACUGUUUCGAACAUGCUAGGAAAAUAUUCUUUAAAAAUUAUAAUUUAGAAGUAUGCCAUUUUCUAUCACUGUCUCAUUUUUCAUGGCAUGCUAUGCUGUACAAAACAGGUGUACAAUUAGAACUUUUAACGGACAUACAGAUGCAUAUUCUUAUAGAAUGUUCAAUCAGAGGUGGAUUCUCGGUCAUAUCCAAACGAUAUGCGGUCGCGAACAAUAUAUAUAUGAAAGAUUUAUAUGAUCCAAAAUUGCCAAGUUCAUAUCUUUGGUACAUUGAUUCGAAUUCGCUGUAUGCUACCAUCAUGAGUACUGAAUAUUUACCAUAUGGCAAUUUCAAAUGGUUAGAAAAAGAAGAAAUUGAAAAAUUUGAUGUAUUACAACUUUCUGAAACAGCUGACACUGGUUAUAUAAUCGAAUGUGAUUUAAUUUAUCCAGAAUCCCUUCAUGAUUCACACAAUUGCUAUCCUUUAGCUCCUGUAAAAGACAUACCUCCCAUACAUUCAUUUUCAAAUUAUCAGAAAUUUCAUCUUCCAUUUCAUAUGUCGGAAAAUUUAAAAAGAACGAGUAAGCUGGCCGGUUCGUUUUGUAAUACUGAACAGAUAGGGGAGAGUGGCGCGGCGAGUGUCAGUCAAGCUAACGAGAGCGUCACAGAACAACCUCUCCAGCCGUCAAGACGAGUUGCACACGCAUCGGAAAAACUACUUGCACAUUUUUUCGAUAGGAAAAACUAUGUAGUUCAUUAUUCUAAUUUAAAAUACUAUCUUGAACAGGGUAUGAAAUUAGAGAAAAUUCAUCGCAUCAUAAGUUUUAGCCAAGCACCUUGGCUCAAGGAAUAUAUCGAAUUUAACAUUAAUUUAAGGAAAAAUGCAAAGAAUGACUUUGAAUGUGUGCAUAGUAAAUUGACAGCAAUACAUCAACAUUGA